Messenger RNA from Camellia sinensis, 4150 nucleotides. The record is from RefSeq and is a predicted model, not a curated record. NCBI's taxonomy places the organism in Eukaryota, Viridiplantae, Streptophyta, Magnoliopsida, Ericales, Theaceae.
AGAUUACGUAAUGGGCCCAAAAACACUCAAUAUCACCUCCAGUUGGCAACCAUAAACAAGCCUUGUCAAUAUCUUUGCUCUUGCACUCAGUAACCGUUGUGAUCUCAACAUAUGUGGGUCCAUGUAAAGACCCUUUUGCCCCUUGGAUACCAAACUAAACAAGGCUUUCCUACCACAAGACACUUGUUUUUUUCUUAAUUCUGAUAUAGAUUCUCUUUAUUUGGCAUUGGCCAAUUUUUACAUUGGAUUCCUUUGCAAUCACUUUGAGCUAUUUUUUUGGAAGUACUUUCUUAGAGGGUAUCAAAUGUACAAAUUAUAUUAUUCUCUUUCAAAGCAGAAAAGGUGCCCUUUUCCCUUGCUGCCAAAAGAGUUGGGUUUUGGUUAAUGGAUAACUUUCUUUGAGGGUUAACUUCUAGGAUAGAGAAACUUUUCCAGAGAUCAAGAAGCUUUGUGUCCUCAGAUUGGGAUGGGGUUCUUCAGAGUGAUUGUCAAGAUUAGUAAACAAAUUGAUCUUAAGAUUUUGAGAAAUCAAACAUGUUCUAAGUACUGCUACUCUAACUCUUUCUCAGUUUCAUGGGUGAAAGGAUCAUCAAAGCUGCUAUAAAUUGCCAAGAUAUUUUUUCCUUGAGCUGAAAUUCCAGACUUUUGUGUGUAAUGGGCAGUAAUUCGUUUUCAAAAUUUGAUAAGCAGUUCAUAAAAUUUACUAAAUUUUUCUAAAUGCAAAAAACAAAAAAACAAAACAAAAAAAGAGAGUUGGUUUUACGCACUUAGAAGAAAAAAAAAUUCAUUCCUUCCUCCUUCUCCCAACCCCUUCAGCGACCAACAACUAUCACUAACCACUUUUUAUGUCCGACAACCACCUCCAAUUGCUAUCAACCAACUCCCACUGACGACAACUACUUUCAACCGUCACUUCCUGCAACCGAUAACCACCUCUGCCUACCCAUUUCCGACCAUCACCAAUUACCUCGGCUACAACCUCCCGUGGAUCAUCUCUCUCACUUGUUUUAAAAAAACAUACAUGUUUUUGUUUUAAUUUUUGGUUUUAUUAAAAAUAAACGUAAGUACUUUUAAUAUUUCCUUAUAAACAAAAAAACAGUAAGUAGUAAAUAUUAUCAAAUCACGCUUAACAAUAAAUGUUACCAUUGGACCAAGUCACAUAUCCAAUUACUAAUUGUAGCCUUGGUAGUGUAACUUUCACAAUAUAUGGAUUGAAAGUAAACCAAUACGCUACCAUGAUGUACCUGUUUGAGUAAAAAUACUUUCUCAUCUUAGUUUAGUUAUGUAUGAUUGUUCUUGGUGGGACCAAAACCAUGUGGAUAAUACCAUUCAUUGCAUAUGCAUUGAUCACCAUGACUUGUAUUCUCAAUCAAGUAAUUGGCUUAGUGUAGAUAGUUCCAUUGCAUUUUCUGAAUUCUAGUUCAGUUUCUGAUGGUUUAAUUACAUUUUUAAUCAUCAAAAUAGAAGUCGUGUAUCAUUUUUUUUUACUUUUUUAUUUUGUCUUUAAUAUUAAAUUGAGUCGAUUUGGUUUUCAACGUAUAAAAUUGUGUCAAGUUAGUCCCUAUAGUAUUGUAUAAAAGUAUUUCAAUUUUGUCCCCAACAUUUAAAUUAUGUUAGAUUGAAAUAUUUUUAUACAUUGAGGACCAAAUUGAUAUAAUCUAAACAUUGUAGACUAAAAUGACACGCGAAUCAUACUUUGGAUAAAAAAAAAUGUAAUUAACCCGUUUCUGAUUGUAGUUUUUUGCCCCCUUUGAUUAGCAAGUGAUAUAAGUAUUAUCUUGACGAUAAUCGAAAUUUAAAUUAAAAAAAUUCCUGGUGCAGGGGAAACAGAGUCAGUGGUGGUGAGUGUGUUGGAGAAGAAGAUAACACUCACUGGUAGUUUUGUUAAAGCACAUCCUCCAACUAGCCAAAUUGUUGCUGCAAAUUCCAGGAAGCCCCUCAACAAAGUCGCAAUGAUCACACGCCUCUUUCGCACUUCUCCCAGAUGAUCCUACAUUUCAACAAUGAAAAAAAACAGAAUACAAAAAUAUAUGUUUAUUACGAGGAAAUAAAAAAACAAAAAUACAAAAGAAACAAAACAUUGUAAAUGUCACUCAGUAUUGAUAAAAUUGUAUAUUCCCUUGUCACACUUGGUAUAUCGAGGGCGUUAAUGAUUUUUUUAUUAUUAUAUAUAUUCGGUUAGUAGAUCACUAAGAGGGUUGUUACAAUAAAUAACUCUUCUAUAUAAUUCACUAUCUAAGCUAAAUGCGGUACACACAAAUUAACAGUGGGCAGUGAAUAAUUUUUGUAAUAAAUCUUAGAAAUUUAAAAUAUGUAGAAAAGUGCCUAGAAUUUGAUUUAUUCAUUUCAAAUAUUUGCUACUUCUCUGAUUAUGUAGAAUUAUUGUUCAGCCUAAAUGUGUUGUAUGGUUCCCUAAUUUAUUUUCCUUUCCCUUCUUGUUACUCUUCAAUAACAGCACAAUUUCAUCACUUUAAAUUUGCAGGAGCACUAAUAUUUUGGACGGACUGAUCAAGCCAAAACCGACCACAUAGUAUGAAUGUGUGAUCGGCUUUGGCAUGAUUAAUCGGCCUAAGAAUCAUUUUUCAAUUUUAUAGACAUUGUGACCUGAAACAAUCGCAAUUGCUUUUCGCUCCUAGUGUUGAGUAGCGUGAAUUAAAGUGAGGGACUUUCCACAAUGAGAAAGUUGACAACUUAUACUACAUCAAAUUAAGAUAUUAGAGACAAAAGUUUAAGGAUAAAAUUACUUUUUAGGAGGAAAUAUUUUAAUUGUCAAAAGUGUCAUUGUUAUAUUUUUAGCAAUGAAAUUAGACAUUUAAUGAUGAAUUACUAUCUUUUUGGAUCUAAAAUUUUUGUUUCAAAAAACCUUUUUAGUACCAAAUUAUUUUGAUUUUAAAAGUGUAUUUAUUAGCGAUAUUUUUAAAAUUUUGCCAAUAAAAGUUCUUUUUUAACUUUAAUAUAGCCUUUUAGUGACGACAGAAAUAGAUCUCCUAAUAUUUUUUGCAACAGAAUUUUUAUUUUUGGAGAUAAAAAAAAUUGGUUCCUAAAAUCCUUAUAUGUUGUAGUGCUUUUUUUUUGUAUUUAUUUUUAGAUUUGAUAUAUUGUAGUGUUAUUACCUUUCUUAGGACCUGUUUGAUUACAUGAUAAAGAUGUAGGAUUGGACUGUUAAUCCUAUCAAAUUCAUAUUCUUGCAUUUGGAUCACACAAACGGCAUAUGGCUUAAUAAUACGUAGGAUUCUUAAUCCUACAAAAUUUUCGUAUAUCUAAUACCAAAGGAGAGUAGGUAUUAGCAAUUCUACACAUACUUAUCCCAUGAGAUUGUUAAUCCCAUCACUAGUACUCCAAAUAAUCAAACAGGGCCUUAGACCCUACUACUAUCCACUGUGUAUUUUUUUAUUUUUUUUUUUAAUUCUCAUAAAUUUUUUUAGGGGAGAACCAAUAACAAAUCCUUCUUUGGGAACUAUGGAGAGAGAGAUGGAUGCCUUAAUUGUAAACAAGAGAGUGAAGAGAGGGAGAGCAUAAAACUUCGUUAACAAGAAAGAGAUGUUUAAUAAUGUCCCAUUCAACCUAACAGAAACCCACAAGGAAUGAGUAAUAGAUGCUUCCCUUUAUCAGCAUGCUAUCGUAUCAUAAGAAACACAAAAGGGAAAAGAAGAAGAAGAAGAAGAAGAAGAAGAAGAAAGUCUAUCACAAUAAGCAUAAAUAUUACAAUGCCUUAGCAGAAUCAGAUUCCAAAAUGCAAGAGAGGAAUUCCCACAUGACAAUCCAAACAUUAAUCAACUGUUCAUCAUCAUCAUAAAAAUGCCCUCAAAUUCUUCAUAAUCCUCAUACUAAUCAAUAGCUUGAUCUUGACUGUGUUCGAUUCUCAGCUUUAAUGUCAGCAUACCCAAUAAAGUAUUGCUGCAUGGUGAUGAGGAUGAAUAUAGACUGCAAUGGUUGUUACAGGAAACUAAGGUCAAUCCUCCUCAACAUGAAAGAAAUAGAGACACACUUGAUAGAGAAGCAACACUGCAGGGUGUCUGUGUGCGGGAGAUUUAGACCGUCCGAUGUGACUAUAAAGAUAAGGAAGAAAAUGAAACGCAGAGUCGAAAUCUUGGACAUUCAAGAAGAGUCCGCCGGCACUGGCUUCUAAGGUGAUGUAGGUCAGAAUCAU